Molecule: messenger RNA, 1521 nt
Organism: Macrobrachium nipponense
Lineage: Eukaryota; Metazoa; Arthropoda; Malacostraca; Decapoda; Palaemonidae
Exons: 2
Coding region: 1-1521 (506 amino acids)
Source: RefSeq, a predicted model, not a curated record
AUGGAGGAGGUUCUGGAGGAUGGGGCCGGAGGGUCUUGGAGGGGUAGGGAGGAGGUCUGGGGAGGAGCUGCAGGAGGGUCUGGAUUUGGGAGGCAGGAGGAGGAUCUGGAGGGAGGUUCUCGGAGGUGGGUAGGAGGAGGAUCUGGAGGAGGUUCUGGGAGGGGGGAGGUAGGAGGAGGUGGUCUGGAGGGGACAGGAGGAUUCUGGAGAGCUGGCAGUGGAGGGUCUGGAGGGGUAGGAGGAGGAUCUGGAGGAGCUGCAGGAGGGUCUGGAGGGGUAGGAGGAGGAUCUGGAGGAGGUGGAGCAGGGUCUGGAGGUGCAGGAGGUUCUGGGGGAGCUGGGGCAGGACCUGGAGGAGCUGCAGGAGGGUCUGGAGCGGCAGGAGGAGGAUCUGGAGGGAGUGGAGGUAGUGCUGGAGGAAGUGGAGGGGCUGGAGGAACUGGAGGAGCUGCAGGAGGGUCUGGAGGAGCAGGAGGCGGUUCAGGAGGAGCUGCAGGGGGGCCUGGAGGGGCAGGAGGUUCUGGAGGAACAGGGAUAGGGUCUGGAGGGGCAGGAGCAGGGUCUGGAGGAGCUGCAGGAGGGUCUGGAGCGGCAGGAGGAGGAUCGGGAGGGAGUGGAGGUAGCGCUGGAGGAAGCGGAGGAUCUGGGGGAACUGGAAGUGGUUCUGGAGGAACAGGAGGUGGAGCUCUAGGAGGGUCUGGAGGAGCAGGAGGUUCUGGAGCAGCUGGAGGAGGGUCUGGAGGGGCAGGGGGAGGAUCUGGAGGGAGUGGAGGUAGUGCUGGAGGAAGUGGAGGGGCUGGAGGAAUUGGAAUUGGAUCUGGAGGAACUGGAGGAGGUUCUGCAGGAGCUGCAGGAGGGUCUGGAGGGGCAGGAGGAGGUUCUGGAGGGGCUGCAGGAGGGUCUGGUGGUUCUGGAGGCACUGGAAGCGGAUCUGGAGGAGCUAUCGGUUCUGGAGGAAGUGGAGGAGGAACUGGAGGAAUUGCAGGGGAUUUAGGAGGAAACGGGGGAGUGUCUGGAGGAACUGGAGCAGGGUCUGGAGGCUCUGGAGGAGGGAGUGGGUCAUCCGGAGGUGGAGGUACAGGUGGAAGUGGCUCCUCAGGAGGAUCUGCAGGGUCAGGAGGUUCAGGAAUCUCAGGAGGCAGUGGAUCAGGAAUCUCAGGAGGGUCUGGAGGAUCAGGAGGAUCUGGUGGAUCUGCUGGAUCAGGUGGCAGCGCAUCAGGAGGUUCAGGAGGAUCAGGGUCAAUUGGAGGAUCAGGAGGAGUGCAUCGGGAGGAAGUCAGGAGGAUCUUUGGAUCAUCUGGAGGAUCAGGCGGAAGGUGCAUCAGGAAUUUCAGGUGGAUCAUUUGGAUCAAUCUAGGAGGAUCAGGAAGGAGUGCAGAGGGGCAGUUACUCAGGUCGGAUCAGGAUCAUCUGGAGGAUCAGGAGGAAGUGCAUCAGGAAUUUCAGGUGGAUCAGGAUCAUCUGGAGGAUCAGGAGGAAGUAUAUCAGGAAUUUCAGGAGGAUCAGGAUCAUAGGAGAUAG